Messenger RNA from Hippocampus comes (tiger tail seahorse), 1382 nucleotides. Its product is annotated as phosphatidylinositol 5-phosphate 4-kinase type-2 gamma-like. Gene Ontology annotation, biological process: phosphatidylinositol phosphate biosynthetic process. NCBI's taxonomy places the organism in Eukaryota, Metazoa, Chordata, Actinopteri, Syngnathiformes, Syngnathidae. Gene Ontology annotation, molecular function: 1-phosphatidylinositol-5-phosphate 4-kinase activity; 1-phosphatidylinositol-4-phosphate 5-kinase activity. The transcript is spliced from 10 exons. The coding region runs from base 65 to 1270 and encodes 401 amino acids. Gene Ontology annotation, cellular component: plasma membrane. The record is from RefSeq and is a predicted model, not a curated record.
CGCGAGGUGACCACUGCACGCGGACAAGAGUCGUAAAAGUCUCGUGUCGUGCCAAAGUGCUCGAAUGUCCUCUCCGAGCGCAGCACGCGUCCCUCACAAGAGGAAGACCAAGAUGAAGCACUUCGUGCAGCAGAAAGUGGAGGUGUUCCGUGCUCGGGAGCCCGUGUCGAGCGUGCUCAUGUGGGGAGUCAAUCAUUCGAUCAACGACCUCAGCCAGGUGCCCGUGCCUGUCAUGCUGCUUCCAGAUGACUUCCGUGCCAGUACCAAGGUCAAAGUCAACCACCACCUCUUCAACAAAGAGAAUCUCCCAGGACAGUUUAAAUUCAAAGAGUACUGUCCCCAAGUCUUCAGGAACCUGCGUGAGCGCUUUGGCAUUGAGGACCAGGAUUUCCAGGUGUCUCUGGCUCGCGGUCCGCCCCUCAAAGACGGGGAUGGGACAUGUGAGGGCCUGCUGCUGUUGUCAUAUGACCGCACAUUGGUGGUCAAAGAAAUCUCCAGUGAGGAGGUGGCCGAGAUGCACAACAUCCUUUCUGAAUAUCACCAGCAUGUUGUCACCUGUCACGGUUCUACGCUCCUCCCUCAGUUCCUGGCUAUGUACAGAGUCACAGUGGAGAGUGAGGAUACCUAUCUGUUGGUCAUGAGGAACAUGUUCAGCCACAGACUGCAUGUACACAGGAAGUAUGACCUCAAGGGCUCCCUGGUGUCUCGAGAAGCAACUUUUAAAGAGAAGGUCAAAGAUCUUCCCACCUAUAAGGACAUCGACUUUAUGAACAACAUGCAAAAGAUUUACCUGUGCGACGAGGAGAAGCAGAGUGCCAUGGACAAGCUUAACAGAGAUAUUGAGUUCCUGGUACGGAUGAGGAUCACGGACUACAGCCUCCUGCUGGGUAUCCAUGACGUGGAGAGGGCUGAGGAAGAGAUGGAGUCGUCUGAUGGUGAAGAAGAGCAAGAUGAAAGCAGCCAAUCUGCGCUUCCGGAAUCCACUUCACCAGAAGGCAUUGCUGGCUACAUGAACUCCUUCAAGCCGAUGGGCCCCGGGGAGUUCGACCCUUACGUGGACGUGUACGCUAUUGAGAGCGCUGUAGGUGCACCGCGGAGAGAAGUGUAUUUCAUGGGUCUGAUUGAUGUGCUGACGCAGUAUGACACCAAGAAGAAAGCCGCUCACGCAGCCAAGGCUGUCAAACACGUGGCAGGAGCAGAAAUCUCGACAGUUCAUCCAGAUCAGUAUGCUAAGCGUUUCAGGGAGUUCAUCGCAAAGAUAUUUGCCUAGCAGUCCAAAAAUUCCAUCAUUUCACACAUACAAAGGUGGAGAGUGCGGAUCCUUCAAAAAAGACUUGGAUUUGAUUUUCCCAAAUGAAUUAAACUUAAAAAGAACCAUCUUU